Messenger RNA from Phycodurus eques (leafy seadragon), 2394 nucleotides. RefSeq names its product NMDA receptor synaptonuclear signaling and neuronal migration factor b (gene nsmfb). Gene Ontology annotation, cellular component: cytoplasm; nucleus. Bases 122 to 1978 code for a protein of 618 amino acids. Gene Ontology annotation, biological process: positive regulation of neuron migration; regulation of neuronal synaptic plasticity. The transcript is spliced from 16 exons. NCBI's taxonomy places the organism in Eukaryota, Metazoa, Chordata, Actinopteri, Syngnathiformes, Syngnathidae. The record is from RefSeq and is a predicted model, not a curated record.
CGACUAUACGCUCCUUCAUGAGGUCAAAUAUGAAAACUCAGAAUUGUGACUUAUUAGUUUAUUAGAUGAUUUUCAUCUUUUUUUUUCUUCCCCUCCCCCCCUUGGUUAAUUUCUUUGUGGAAUGGUCCGCGCUGUCUCCCCGGGUCGUGUCCACUUCAGCAUGGGAACUGCGGCGUCCAGAAGGAAGAAUCUGAGGAGUGAUGCGAUAUCUUCCGUGGCCGCAAAAGUUCGGGCAGCCAGAGCAUUUGGAGAAUACUUGUCCAAUACAAAUUCAGAGAACCGCAACAGAGCAGGUCAUCUUUUGUCUGACACCUUCCCCGGCCAAGGUUUUGACUCUCCAGACGUCAGUAACAAUCUUCCACCACAGAGCCACUCUUUGCCCAUAGCUAAGUCAAGCAAGGCUGGGGAGUCCAAUCAUAGUGCUCAGAUACAAGCCCAACCUCAGGCUAACCCACUCAAAGCUCAGGCACCUUCUAAACGUAGACUCUCUGCUGAGCGGAGCCUCUCCACAGAGAACCCACCAAGUGCCAGAGACCCAGAGGGGAGUGUGUCAGCAAAGCCAGAUAGGGUAUACACAAUCACAAAAGAGGUAAGAAUGACUCUGGGCCGCAGCAGUGAGGAAAGCCUGGAGCUGGAGGUCCUGAAGAGCGGCAGCGAUGACCCACUUUCCCAAGGGCAAUACCACAACUCUUCCUGCACCGACCAACGAGCAUCUGCUUACCAUAGUAGCGAUCACCGCCCUAACCAUUACCAUGCCCACCAGAAUCGGGGAGGCCCUUUGUCAUCAUCGCAGUCACUGCAGAGCUCUGAUAGUGCCAGUAGUAUCCGAGACUGGGGCAUGAAGAAAGGGGGUUCAAGAGAUGACAACACUCCAGACUGUGUGGCAAGCAUUCGUGCUCCGUGUCAAAGCCAGCGCUCCCUGGACCUGGAUACCUCACCACGGGAUGGGGGGAAGCAGUUUAAGAAACUGGAGAGGAUGUACAGUGAGGAUAGAACAUCUACUGAUGACAGGGAAGACAAUUCUGAUAGCUGGUUCCCCAAAGAGAAUAUGUUCAGCUUUCAGACAGCAACUACGACCAUGCGGGCAAUAUCGGUUUUCCGGGGCAUUGCUGAGAAAAAGAGACGGAAAAGAGAACAGGAUGCAGCCACCGUGAUCGAGAGAAACUUCCGCAAACACCUUAGGAUGGUGGGCAGCCGAAGGAUGAAGGUCCAGACCUUUUCUGAACGCAGAGCCAAGAGUUUCAGCCGGUCGUGGAGUGACCCCACCCCUGUUAAGCCUGACUCACUGCAUGACUCCAGAGACAGUGGUGAUGUCCAGACCUCGUCAGGUACCCUCAAUGAAGGGUUGGAUGAGGAUGCGGAGUGGGGGGAUGAAAGAGAGAUGGAGAGAGCAGCCUGUGAAGGAGAUGACUUCAUCCCACCUAAAAUCAUUCUUAUAUCCUCCAAGGUUCCAAAGGCUGAAUAUGUUCCUAACAUCAUUCGUAGGGAUGACCCUUCCAUCAUUCCUAUUCUUUAUGACCACGAACAUGCUACAUUUGACGACAUCCUUGAGGAGAUCAAGAAGAAGCUGACUGCCUACAGAAAAGGCUGCAAAAUUUGGAACAUGGUUAUCUUCUGCCAAGGAGGACCAGGUCACCUGUAUCUAUUGAAGAAUAAAGUGGCCACCUUUGCCAAAGUGGAAAAAGAGGAAGAUAUGGUCCAGUUCUGGCGGCGGCUGGGCAAGCUGAUGAGUAAGCUAAACCCUGAGCCCAACCUCAUCCACAUCAUGGGCUGCUAUGUGCUGGGGAGUGCAAAUGGAGAGAAGCUGAUUCAGACUUUGAAGAGGCUGAUGAGACCCACUUCUGUGGAAUUCAAGUCCCCACUAGAGUUAUCUGCACAGGGUAAAGAGAUGAUUGAGAUGUACUUUAACUUCCGCUUGUUCCGUCUGUGGAAAAGCCGCCAGCACUCGAAAAUGCUGGACUACGACGACCUGCUGUGAUGACAAAGCCCCAUUGUCUGGCCUGUUGGCUAGUUAUCUCACACCUGAGCCUAUGUGCUUCUGGCAGAUGCUGUGGAAAGGCAGCUCGCAGGUAGAGCCCGGGCAGCGAGCAGCACCAGCUCAGCUGGGACUUAUUGCUCUCUCCUAAAGUGACGGAGUGGCCGAGUAGAUUCAGCUAUAGUGGUGUACCGUCUCUCCUCUAGCCACUUUCCCUUCUUGCUAAUCUCUCAGAGAAACUCGAACGAGAGAGACAAGAAAAGGGGAGAGAAGGAAAGAACUCUGCAUCCUUAGCCUAAAUGUGUCAGAACAUGCUAAAACCAGUUUGAUUUUCUGAGUGUGCAGAGAAUGCUAGAUUAAACAGUUGUUUACAGAAGUAAACACAGCUCCUUCUUCCUGACGGUGAUUGUAUUUUUUCC